ACUUAGGUGACAGGUGCAAAUGUUCAAAAGUAUAUACUGGUUUGUUGUCGUUUACAGAGAUCAUAUACUGUUAAUAAACUUCUUAAAUAUGAUUGAAUAUGAAUACGAAUGGUCAGAGGUCAUGUCGAUUAGUGAAAUUGGUUCUUUUGGGUGUGAUAAGAAGACUUGGCUGGAAUAUUCUAGUCAUAUGGAAUCAAUUUUUUUAAAGUAUAAGGUUAGGAAAGGUCUGAAAAAACUUAUUUGUAUAGAGGCAAUGGGCGCCAAAAUCUUUGAUCUUUUAACAAUUCUCGUUAGACCAAAACAUGUCGCUAACGAAGGUGUUACCUACGAUUUUAUAAUAAAUAAACUAGAAAGAUACUUUCACCCAAAUCAGGACGUGCAUUUUUAUGUUACUAAAUUUCAAUUGAGAAAACAGAGGUAUACAGAAACAUUUUUUGAGUAUGUAACUGCUUUGCGUAAGAUUAUGGUGAAUUGUAAUUUUUCAAGAAAAAAUCAACCUCGUAAAUUACGAAACCAACUUAUUUCGGGAUGUGACGAGGAUCUGAAAUCAAAAUUUAAUCCACAUUCCAUAUCGUUGUCGCAAUUAUUCGAAGUAGGUCUUCUCUGGGAUGAUUCAAAUAUAAUCAAACCACCUCCACAUCCAAGAAACCACAAAGCAAGAAAAAAUAGAAUUGCAAAAUGUUUCAGAUGUGCUCAAGCUAAAACACUGCAUAAUAAUGAACCUUGUGUUUUUGAUUGGGCGAACUGUUCUCAUUGCAAUGUUAAUGGACAUGUUUCUAUAGCUUGUAAAUAUAAAGAUACUAUUUGCAAUAAUUGCAGUGAAAAAGGACAUGUUCAUAAACUUUGCAAAAAGCCUGCUGUUGUCUCUUUAACAUCUUCAUUAUGUGAAUUGACUAUAGCUAAUGCCAACUGAACUCAAAGAUUUCAAAUGAUUGACUUCAUUUUCUCUAUUUUGGAUUCUAAUAUUCUUUAUAUUGAUAUAAUUGAUUUUCAUUUAAUUAAAUAAUUAAUUAAAUUUUAAUUUUUUUUUUGAAAAGUU
Diorhabda carinulata is the source of this 1039-nucleotide messenger RNA. RefSeq lists its product as uncharacterized. The transcript is spliced from 2 exons. NCBI's taxonomy places the organism in Eukaryota, Metazoa, Arthropoda, Insecta, Coleoptera, Chrysomelidae. Gene Ontology annotation, molecular function: zinc ion binding; nucleic acid binding. The record is from RefSeq and is a predicted model, not a curated record. The coding region runs from base 20 to 913 and encodes 297 amino acids.